Hemiscyllium ocellatum (epaulette shark) is the source of this 2250-nucleotide messenger RNA. RefSeq names its product junctophilin 3b (gene jph3b). Bases 1 to 2250 code for a protein of 749 amino acids. NCBI's taxonomy places the organism in Eukaryota, Metazoa, Chordata, Chondrichthyes, Orectolobiformes, Hemiscylliidae. Gene Ontology annotation, cellular component: endoplasmic reticulum membrane; junctional membrane complex; plasma membrane. The transcript has 5 exons. Gene Ontology annotation, biological process: regulation of synaptic plasticity. The record is from RefSeq and is a predicted model, not a curated record.
AUGUCCAGGGGUGGCAGGUUCGAUUUUGACGAUGGAGGGUCGUAUUGUGGAGGUUGGGAAGAUGGCAAGGCUCAUGGACAUGGCAUCUGCACCGGCCCAAAGGGCCAAGGGGAGUACGCGGGCUCUUGGAGCCAUGGCUUCGAGGUGGUUGGAGUGUACACCUGGCCAAGUGGUAAUACCUACCAGGGGACAUGGGCACAAGGGAAGAGGCAUGGCAUCGGAGUGGAGAGCAAGGGAAAGUGGGUCUACAAAGGCGAAUGGUGCCAUGGUUUCAAAGGACGAUAUGGGGUUCGGGAGAGCAUUGGCAGUGGAGCCAAGUACGAAGGGACCUGGAACAAUGGACUACAAGAUGGAUACGGAACAGAGACCUACAGAGAUGGAGGUACCUAUCAAGGGCAGUGGAUUGGAGGGAUGCGUCAUGGUUAUGGUGUGCGUCAGAGUGUUCCCUAUGGGAUGGCUGCUGUUAUCAGGUCUCCUCUCAGAACUUCUAUUAACUCUCUAAGAAGUGAACAUAGUAAUGGUACAGCCAUACACCCAGACACUCCAGCUGGAAGUCCUGCAGGAUCAAGGGGGGGCUUUGUUCUCACUAUGCAUAGUGACAAUGAUCUUCUUUCAACCAAAAACAAAAAGAAAGGGAUUUUUCGCAGAUCCCUUUUAAGUGGGCUGAAACUGCGAAAGUCUGAGUCCAAAAGUUCCUUGGCCAGCCAAAGAAGCAAGCAGAGCUCAUUUCGAAGUGAAGCUGGGAUGAGUACGGUCAGUUCUACAGCCAGUGAUAUCAAUUCCACAAUUAGUUUUGGUGAAGUUGAGACAGAUUUGUCAGUCAUUGAAGAUGAUAUUGAUGCAACAACAACAGAAACCUACGUGGGAGAAUGGAAAAAUGACAAACGCUCUGGGUUUGGGUUAAGCCACCGGUCUGAUGGAUUGAAAUUCGAAGGGGAGUGGCUGAGCAACAAGAGGCAUGGUUAUGGAUGUACAACAUUUCCAGACGGAACAAAAGAAGAAGGCAAAUAUAAGCAGAAUGUGUUGGUGAGUGGGAAGAGGAAGAACUUGAUUCCUUUACGGACAAGUAAGAUUCGCGACAAAGUGGAUAGGGCAGUGGAAGCAGCUGAACGGGCUGCAGCUAUUGCCAAACAGAAAGCUGAGAUUUCUGCAUCCAGGACAUCUCAUGCUAAGUCAAAAUCGGAGGUGGCUGAAACAGCUGCUCAAAAAGCUCAGGAUGAAGCGCAGCUUGCGAGGAUCACUGCCAAAGAGUUCUCACCAUCCACCCAACACCCGGGCAAUGGAAUUGAGUAUCAAAGACCGAAACACCAGAACUCAACUGAAAAUGAGAUAGACAGAAUUUCAUCAGAAAGUCCACCUCAGGAAGAAAGUCCAGAACUCUACAGGAAGGGAACUACACCUCCAGAUCUUACUCCAGAACACAGCCCUGUGCCAAGCCGAUCAUCCAGUUCACCAUCAACCUCACCACCAAAGUACAGAAAAAAGAAUCCAAGGCUUGUAAGACAGGUGAAUUUAGAACAUGACAAAGGGCAAGACAUUCAGGUGCUGCUGGAAGGAGGAAGGGAUGAAUACCCAAGACCUACUAACUGGAAUGAUAAGCCACGAUCGGGCAAUCGAAAGGGAGCAAGCAAAGGAAGCAGCCACUCAAACACACCAUCAAUAGCUGAGGAGAUCAGGGAAAGAGGUAACGAAUGCAAAUACAAACACAGACCCACUGACAGAAAACGUACAGACUCACCGACUUUUUCAUGGACAUCCUAUCGGUUGCAUAAUCAUGAUUCAGGUAGCCAGCUGCAUGAGCAGGAUGAAGAAAAACUCAGUAACUAUGAAAUGGAAAUGAAGCCCCUUCAACGCAUGGAUUCCUAUGUGCAAGAUACAUUUUCAGAAAAACACUACAGUAAUUUCAGCUCCAAAAACAUGAUGGAAGAUUAUCAUCCAGACUUUCUCAGCUAUGGAGUUCAGAGGCUAAAACCCACUGUACAAAAUAAAGAGAACUUCAGACCUAUGAGUCCCUCUGAGCCCAAUGUACAAAGGCUGGAGACCCUGAGAAUGAAUGUAAAGCUAGAGCCACGACCAUCAAGACACGAUAUUAGUAUGCCACCAAAUUCAAAAACGGUAACUAUCCAACAGUGUGAAGAGGAAAUGAUGGUUCAAUAUAAAUCUAAUUCAGGCUCCAAUCCUAUUCUGGUUGCUAUGGUGAUUUUGCUAAACAUCAGUGUCGCCAUUUUGUUUAUUCACUUUUUUAUUUGA